Messenger RNA from Fonticula alba, 2247 nucleotides. RefSeq lists its product as hypothetical. Bases 1 to 2247 code for a protein of 748 amino acids. NCBI's taxonomy places the organism in Eukaryota, Rotosphaerida, Fonticulaceae. The transcript has 9 exons. The record is from RefSeq and is a predicted model, not a curated record.
AUGUUGACCCAUGUCUGGUGGGCCCUGCCAGCGGCCGGGCUCUCCAGCUCACAGAUCGCCGCCUUUGCCCGGGCCCGCUCACGAGCAUUCCAAUGCCUGCACCGGCUGAUGGUCCAGAAUGGGGCGUCUAGCCAGUGCUCCAACGGCCAGUGGCGCAUCGAGCAUUGCGGCCCCCGGGCCAUGGCGCCCAUUUCCCUGGGACACUUCAUUCUCUGUCUGUUUGGCUGGUGUGCGCGCGGUGGCCUGUCCGAGGCCGACCGGUUGCAGGCCCUGGCCCGGCGCGGCAUCCAUCCCUCCUAUGCCGAGCCUCUGGCACUGGUGCUGCGAUGCAUGCGCGACAUCGAGCGCCAGCGCAGCUACACCACGCCAGCUGAUGCGGAUCUCGAAGUGCCCUCGCCGCCGGGGCCGCCCCUCGCCGAGGAGGAUCUCCACCUGGGGCUCUUCCUGUUCGACUCGCUGCUGGUCUUCGCUCCGCCACAGCUGAGUGACUUUGCCCCGCCGCCGGAGAACGACUGCUUCAUUGCCAGCGCCUUUGAGCGCUUCUCCCGAAGCCUUACCUCGCCGAUCGAGGCGUCUGGCUCAUUCAACCAGAUCUUCUUCCGGGUGGGUGCCUUUCACAGGCGCCACAGCCGCCGCCCCAUGGCCCAGCAUGUUUUCUUUCCCACCAACCCGAACGCGCAGGGCACACUCAACCUCUUCACCGGGGCAUCCGACAACAAUCGCAUCGUCCAAUACAUCCGGAACUCGUCCAAUUGGAAGCGACUCUCCCAAAUCUUUGGCGAUCAGUUCAUGGUCUUCCUCUUCGCCACUCCCAUCAUUAUCUCGCCCAUGUGGGACCCCCAGGCCACCGGGGACCGGGGCUCCCGGGGUCGGUGCCCCUCGGCAGGGACCACCCCGACCCCGGCGCACCUUGCCACCCAUCCCCGACACUUGCUGCCCACCAUGGAGCCCGAGGCCCGGGCCGUGCACUAUGUCCAGCUGUCCGGCGUGGCCCUGAAAGAUGUGGUGUGUUGGACCUGCUUCCAGCACAAGGUCCCGCAUGGGCCCACCCGGCAGGUGCUCAUCGCCCCCUGUCGCCACCAUGUGGGAGCCAGUGUCGGGCGCCGAUUUAGCCAGGCUCCCCCGGGGCAGCGGCGCCCGCGCCCGGCCCCGGAAUCGGCCGCCUCCCCGGCCGAUGCGGAGCCAGCCGCGGCCAGCAGCGCGGGCCGUCGCAAACGCCGGCGGGCCUUCUCCCGGCAAAGCCUCCUUCCGGCCGGGCCCUCGGCGCCAAAGUCGAAGCCCCGCCUGUCGUACACCGUCAGCCCGUCCCCCUCGGGGGACACCCACUCGUUGGUCAUUGGCCCGUCCGAUUUGCUCUACAACCUGAAGACCUCGCUCCCGCGCCCGGGCCCGUCGGCCCCGGCCCUGACCGAUCGCGCGGCCUUCCACUUGACAUGCUACCAGGCGCGGCCGUUGCUGCUCUUCCCCCACUCCACGCCCCUGGAGCGGCACUUCCCCCGGACAUGGCGCGGGCCUGCCUCGCGGGCCCCGUCCCCGGAGGGCACCCUGCUGCCGAAGAAGUUCCAAUACUCCGGGGCUUUUCCCCUCUGCCACGAGCUGACUUGCCUGCAUGUGGACUUGCGCCUGCUGGCCCGAAGCAUCCUCCAGCCCGACUGGCAGGCGCCCCCAUGCGCAGGCCACUCGCGAACCGCCCUCAAUCAACUUCCCCCACACAUCACCGGCCCACAGGUGGAGGCCCUGGCGCUGGGGCUGCGGAAGUUCCGCGCCGCCUUUCGCCGGCUGGCCCUCCCGGCCAUGCGCGGGCCGCAUCGCUUCCGUCGGCCCCCCCUGGAAUGGAUCCGCGCACGCUAUUGCCCGCGAGAUAAGCGCAGCGCUGCUCUUUCUCCCCGGGCGAGGCUCCGCGGGACCGCCCGUGCGACAAACGUCUCGGCCAGCGAGCGCAAUGCCCAGCGGACCCUGGAGUCCUUUUCCCAGUUCAUCACCCCGACGACCAGUGUCAUUCGCUACAUCUUGACCAUCCUGUCCUUGACCCUGCCCCCGGAGCUGAUCGGCGUGCCGAGCUUGCCGAACCCGCCCACGCCCGAGCAGGCGGCCGACCCGCGCUUUCGCAAUUGGCUGUCCCUGCGAAUGUUGGUCAUCCGGCUGGUGCGCCUUCGCCGGUAUGAGCACCUCACGCAGGUGGACUUCCAGACGCUCUUCAAGGUCCGCCACUGUGUCUCGCCGCUGCCCGUGGAAGUGGCGGCCUGA